UCAGAAAGAUGAAGCCAAGCACCUCCAGAUUUGUCAAACCCCACUUCAAACAUAGUCCAAUUCGACAACUACGGGAAUUUGAAUCCAGCUCUGAAAACCUACUUGAACCUGACGACCUAGAUUCUCCGCGGAAUCGAACAUUUUUCAAAAAACUUCGAAAUGCAAUGAAAAACCGCAAACUUCUACAAACGAAAAAAGUUUGGGAAGAAGAAGAAGAAGAGGAUAAAUAUUUCGAGGAAAAACCAAAACAUGAACCAAUAGACUAUAGCCUAGACUUGACUAUUCGGGUAAAUGGAAAUGUGCUCCGCAACCGUGUGAGCUCGCUUUUAACAAUUCGGGACCUGAAGCAUUUGGUGCAUUGCCAGACUAAUUACCCGGAGAGCAUUAUGUGGAUUGUUUGGAAUGGAAGACGACUUGACCGAGACGAAUGGACACUUUAUGAAUACCACAUCACAGAUGAUUCGAAUAUUUUCAUGCAUCUCAGCUUUAAUCCUAACAUUCAUUAUCAAGGGAACGGGUAACCCAUCAUUUUGUAUGUGAAAUAUUUGGAAAUGCAAUUUUUGAUAAUAAAGAUUAAAUCAGUAA
Molecule: messenger RNA, 585 nt
Organism: Caenorhabditis elegans
Lineage: Eukaryota; Metazoa; Nematoda; Chromadorea; Rhabditida; Rhabditidae
Gene: T28A11.22
Product: Ubiquitin-like domain-containing protein
Exons: 2
Coding region: 9-521 (170 amino acids)
Source: RefSeq, marked reviewed